This is a messenger RNA of Arabis nemorensis, 645 nucleotides long. NCBI's taxonomy places the organism in Eukaryota, Viridiplantae, Streptophyta, Magnoliopsida, Brassicales, Brassicaceae. The record is from the annotation of a GenBank genome assembly.
AUGGCUUCUUUCAAACAGUCUGGAAUAUUUUCCUCUGUUUCUGUUUCAAAUUCAAAGGUUCCAGUUUCUUCAAAGCUUCCCUCUACUGUGGGUUUGAGAAGAAGAUGUCCCAUUCCUUUCUCCAUGGAACAAAGGAGACCCUCCAUGGUGGCUCUCGCCAAGAAGAAGAAGCUUGCUGAUCAAGAAACAGAACCCCCUGGAAAAGUCCCGAGUUGUAAACAACCACUCAUCACCAAGGUGGAUGAGGAACUGUGUUUGCAAUACGAAGAUGAUGUGGGGAUGUUUAAGGUCCUUCUUAAAGAGGUCAGCCACCAAUAUGAUGUCAUGAAGUUGAAGACAAACCUUUUGCAGAUGUCAAACCUUCCAAACGGUCUCCCAGGUCUUCAAGUCUUCAAGCACGUGAUGUCUGAAGCUAUUCGAGUGGUUUUUGAACAGAGAUUGGACGUGGAGAUUAAGGGACAGCUUCCAACCGAUCCCACCGGAUUUUUUACCUUGAAGAAUUUUACGCUUGACAACGAUGACAGUGUGUGUAUCAAAGUUGAUGAUGCAAGAUACACUCUUGAGAUCGAGGGUAAGACAGCACUCUACUGUAAUCAUUAUGUGUUGUUGGUGAAGAGAGAGGAGGAAGCAAUGAAGAUGGAUUGA